Rubroshorea leprosula is the source of this 949-nucleotide messenger RNA. NCBI's taxonomy places the organism in Eukaryota, Viridiplantae, Streptophyta, Magnoliopsida, Malvales, Dipterocarpaceae. The record is from the annotation of a GenBank genome assembly.
CGGGCCCAAUCCAAUCAAAAAUCACAUUGAUUGGCGGCCCACUAGCUCAUCCUCCCCUUCAAUAGGGUUUAAGCAUUCUGUCUGGGUUCAAGUUCCAUUUUUCUUUGUGUUUCUUGAUAAACCCUUAGACUCAGAGACACAGAGAUAUGCUCAACCUUCAACGCAUAGCGAAAUCCAUCACAAAUCCAACAAUAAGCACAAUUGAAUUGAGAACUCCAAAAUCCCACUUCAAUUCAACUGCAAUCUUCAAGUUGUUUUCUACAAAAAGCACAAAAAACGGCGACGAUGAGUGGAAUGACGCCUGGGAAACCGCUUGGCUCCCCGACGAUGUCUCCCCCAAUAACAGAGCUCCGUGGGAAACGGAUGUCAACUUCUCCUCUCCAACAAAGUCAACGAAUUUGGUGCUCCAAUCGGAUCUUGAUGCCGAGACCAAGGCGUUUGUGGAGGAUAUGAACGAGAACUGGAAUGAGAGGCGGAAAUCGCCGAGAAAGAAACAGCAAGAGCAAGAGGAGAGAAAAGGGGAUAAUGGUAGUUCGUUGUACAGUUUGGAAAAUAUAAAGAAGGAUUAUAGGUUGAAGAAGCAGAGAAUCCAUGCUGGGUUGUGGGUGAAGGAGAUUGAAAAGAUGGAGGAGGCUAAAUUGGGGGAUUCUGGUUUGGGGGCCUCGGAUGAUAUUGAGAGAUUGCUUGAUAGCUGCUCUGAGAUAUUCGACUCCACCAAGACCGACUUGGAGAAUUCUGAAAUUCCAAGCUCCUCUGAGUUCAAAAACAAGCCUGAUGGUUGGGAAACAACAUCAAAGGCACAAGAUGGAAAUGUGUGGGACAUGUCACAAAGAGAAGAAGAUAUUCUCCUCCAAGAAUUUGAUCGUCGAAUUGCUUACUGUAAAUUCCAGGUGUGUCUAUAUUCUUCACUGCCUGGUCAAAUUUGAUGUUAACACAAUUUUAGCCUAGU